Messenger RNA from Didymosphaeria variabile, 2610 nucleotides. RefSeq lists its product as uncharacterized. Gene Ontology annotation, biological process: protein ubiquitination; DNA damage response; ubiquitin-dependent protein catabolic process. Gene Ontology annotation, cellular component: Cul4-RING E3 ubiquitin ligase complex. Gene Ontology annotation, molecular function: ubiquitin protein ligase binding. Bases 1 to 2610 code for a protein of 869 amino acids. The transcript has 4 exons. NCBI's taxonomy places the organism in Eukaryota, Fungi, Ascomycota, Dothideomycetes, Pleosporales, Didymosphaeriaceae. The record is from RefSeq and is a predicted model, not a curated record.
AUGUCCUCGACGCAGGCAACCCAGGCCGACAAGAAACGCAAGCAUUCGGACCGAACUAUCAAAGAGCUGUUCACCUCCCAGCAGAAGCCAAACGUCUCUGGCACAGCUCCCCUCUCGCCUUCUUCGAAGCGCCCCAAGCUCGGUAGCUCCCCAGCCGACAUUGAAACGACCCCAGAGAAAGCCAUGAGCACCGCCAGCAUGUACCACUUUCCAAGCAAGCGAGGGGAGCCCGAGGUGAUAGACCUAGGCUCGAGCCCGGACAAUAGUCCUGCGAGGAAGAACGGUUUUAGGAAGGCAACGCCGAACAUGAGCGCGAAUACGGGACCAAAGAAACUGCUGGUGAAGAACUUCAGGCCUACGCGAAGUGUCGAUCCUAAGGCAUUUCUGGACCAGACAUGGAAAAAGGUGGAUGCUGCGUUGGACACCAUCUUCCAGCAGGGCAAGAUCAACUUUAGCUUGGAAGAGCUCUACAGAGGCGUCGAGAACAUUUGUCGCCAAGGGAUGGCCGUGGAAGCAAAGAAGAGGCUGGUUGUAAAGUGUAAGACGUAUGUGGACGGGCCUUUAAAGCAGCGAGUUGAUGAGAUGCUGGGAAGGAAGAAUGUUGAUGUUUUGCGGGCUACGCUACAGGCGUGGGCGAUAUGGAACGAGCAAUUGAAAUAUGUCGACUGGAUCUUCUGCUACCUUGAUCGUUCGUAUCUGCUGCCCAAACAAGAGUCGCUCCGCGACAUUACCGUCAAGCUUUUCCGCUCCAGCAUCUUCGAGAACCCAAAGCUUAACCCUCGCAUCGUGGACGGCGCAUGCGACCUCAUUGCAAUUGACCGAGCAGGCGAGGAUCUUGACCGGGAGCUGUUCUCCAAGGCUGUCGACAUGUUCCAUGACAUGCAGGUCUACACACAUCACUUCGAACCGCGCAUGCUGGAGUUGAGUCAAACAUAUGUUAAGGAGUGGGCGGAUAGGGAGAGCGCAGAGCAAAGUCUGCCAGAAUACGUGAAGAGUGCACAAUCGCUGAUGAAGAGUGAAAUCACAAGAGUGGAAGUCUUCCGAUUGGAUGGGUCAACCAAGCGGGAUCUUUUAACACUACUCGAGGAUCACAUCAUCUCGCGGAAAGAAACGAGGCUCACUAACGAAGAUGAGUUUGCUGAUCUACUUGAAGACAAUGCAGUCGAAGACCUUGACCGGCUGUAUACCCUCCUUGAGCGACGCAAGCUGGGUGUGAACCUACGACCGGCUUUCAUGAAGUGGAUCGAAGACACCGGUACCUAUAUCGUGUUCGAUGAGAAGGAGCAGGAUGGCAUGGUGGUAAAGCUGCUGACCAUGAAGCGCCAGCUGGAUACCAUUUGGAAAGUGUCAUUUCACCGGAAUUCGGCCUUGGGUCAUGGCCUCAGGGAGGCUUUCGAGACUUUCAUGAACAAAACAAAGAAAUCCAGCGGAACAUGGAACACAGACAACUCUAAACCUGGAGAGAUGAUCGCGAAAUAUGUGGACAUGCUGUUGAGAGGUGGAGCCAAGGCCAUUCCUGCACAGCUGAGCAGGAAGACGGAGAAGGCCGUGGAUGUAGAUGCUGAAGAAGACAACGAGGACGUGGUCUUUGACGAAGACACCGAAGUUAACAAUCAACUUGACCAGGUGCUUGACCUAUUCCGUUUCGUGCAUGGCAAAGCAGUGUUUGAGGCUUUCUACAAAAAAGAUCUCGCCCGUCGGCUGUUGAUGGGUCGAAGCGCAAGCGCUGAUGCUGAAAGGAGUAUGCUGGCGCGACUAAAGACCGAAUGUGGUGCUGGCUUCACGGCCAAUUUGGAGCAGAUGUUCAAGGAUAUCGAAUUAUCCCGAGAAGAAAUGUCUUCCUACAAGAUGAUUGCCGAAGAACGGAAUGAGAAGCACGCUAUCGAUCUCAACGUGAACGUAUUAUCAGCCUCUUCGUGGCCAACCUAUCCUACCGUUCCCGUUAUCAUACCUCGGCAAAUCAAAUCAGAGAUUGACAAAUUCGAAACACACUACAAAGCGAAACACUCUGGCAGGAAGCUGGACUGGAAGCAUGCGCUUGCUCAUUGUCAAGUCAAGGCGAAGUUUCCAAAGGGAAACAAAGAAUUGGUUGUAUCGAGCUUUCAGGCAAUUGUGCUCUUGCUGUUCAAUGGCCUGCGAAUCGAUGAGCACUUGAACUACGAGUACCUCAAAGAGGCCACCGGUCUACCACCACCCGAACUGAACCGCACGCUUCAAUCACUUGCUUGCGCCAAACUACGGCCACUAACUAAACAUCCGAAGGGUCGUGAAAUUAACCCGACCGAUACGUUCACCCUCAACGCCAAUUUCACUGACCCAAAGUACCGGAUCAAGAUCAACACUGUUCAGCUGAAAGAGACAGCUGCAGAGAACAAGGAGACACACGAGCGCGUUGCAGCAGACCGCAAUUACGAAACUCAGGCUGCUAUCGUGCGCAUCUUGAAGGCGAGGAAGAAGAUCACUCACAGCGAGCUAGUCGCAGAAACAAUCAAGGUGACGAGGAAUAGAGGAACGCUGGAUGUGUCAGGUAUCAAAAAGAACAUCGAUCGACUGAUCGAGAAGGAAUUUUUGGAGAGAGAGGACGAUGGCAUGUAUGCUUAUAUCGCCUAA